Molecule: messenger RNA, 1737 nt
Organism: Capsella rubella
Lineage: Eukaryota; Viridiplantae; Streptophyta; Magnoliopsida; Brassicales; Brassicaceae
Product: RING-H2 finger protein ATL46
Exons: 1
Coding region: 372-1502 (376 amino acids)
Source: RefSeq, a predicted model, not a curated record
CCACCAUUAAAGUUCAAGAAAAGGAAAGGUUUUUGGGAGAUAGAGAGAUAGUGAUAGAAGAGAUAGAGAUUGAAGAGAGAUAAAAGCAAGAGGAAAGAGAGUUCCUUUACUCUCUUCUUCCUCUCUGCAAAUCUGAUUUUUUUUUUUAUAAGCUAAUAAAAAAUCCCUCUUUCAUUAGGGUUUUAUUUUACUUUUUUUUCUUGAGGAUCUUGAGGGAAGCUUUUAGGUGAGUUUUGUUUUUGUUUUGUUUAUCUCUGAUGUUGAUGUUAUUGAAAUUGGAACUCUUCCACUUAACUUGGAGUUGUUUGUUUUUUUGUUCAUUGAGCUUCUUGUGAGAUCUUGAAAAUUGAGAUCUUUCUGAAUCUUACAAGAUGUCUUGGGUUCGAUUCACAAUUGAGCAAAAAGAUGGUAGCUUUGCGUACCCACCAUCGUUUUACAAAGACCCAAUUCUUUCUCCGCCGUCUCCUCCGCCACCGUCGUCCAGUAACAGAAUCAGUCCGGCGGUUCUCUUUGUAAUUGUGAUUCUAGCUGUCUUGUUCUUUAUCUCUGGACUUCUUCAUUUGCUCGUUAGGUUUCUCAUUAAGCAUCCUUCUGCUACUGCUUCUUCAAGGUCUAAUAGAUUCCCUGAGAUCUCAACUAGUGAUGCUCUUCAGAGACAGCUUCAGCAGCUUUUUCAUUUGAAUGAUUCUGGUCUUGAUCAAGCUUUUAUUGACGCUUUACCUGUUUUUCACUACAAAGAGAUUGUUGGUAGUGGUGGUGGUGGUGGUGGCAAUGGUGCUGCUCAGGAGCCAUUCGAUUGUGCGGUUUGUCUCUGUGAGUUCUCUGAGAAAGAUAAGCUGAGAUUGUUACCAAUGUGUAGCCAUGCUUUUCAUUUGAACUGUAUAGAUACAUGGCUUCAGUCAAAUUCGACUUGUCCUCUUUGCCGUGGGACUCUAUUUUCCCCUGGUUUCUCAAUGGAGAACCCGAUGUUUGAUUUCGAUGAUAUAAGGGAAGACGAAGAGUGUGUGGCCGAGAAUGGAAGCCAGAAAACUAUGGAGAUCCAAGAAAUCGUUGUGGAGAAAGGAGUUUUACCUGUGAGAUUAGGGAAGUUUAAGAGGCUUGACAAUGUUGGUAAUGGUCAAGAUCAGGAUGUUGUUGCUGGAGGAGAGACUAGUAGCAGUAAUUUGGAUGCAAGGAGAUGUUUCUCAAUGGGUUCUUAUCAGUAUAUACUCGGUAAUUCCGAGCUUAAAGUCCCUUUUGCCAACGAUAGACUACCGCGAUUGAAACCUCAGGACAAGGAUUCUGAGCAGACAGGGAAUACAUCAUCGGAAGAGAACAAAAAGAUCAAUAGUGUGGCUAAAGGAGAGAGCUUUUCGGUUUCUAAGAUUUGGUUAUGGCCAAAGAAAGACAAGUUCUCUUCAGAUGCUCAAAGAAGAUUGCCUUCUUCAUCACUUAACGUUGAUGAUCUUCCGAAACUUCCAUGGAUGGAAGAACACAAGAAGCUGGAGAAUGACCAAAGGUAGUAUCGUUUGCUCAAUUUUUUCAAUCAAAAUCAUCGAUACUUUAGGGUUCUUACUGAUCAUAUUUUGGGGGGGAGGAUUCGUAAUCAUAUGUUGUACCAUAUUGUUCAAAAGGGUUUGAUUCUUGAUAAGAAAUUUCAGUUGCAUUAUGCUUGUUAAUCAUAUGAGAUCAAAUUAAAUUAUCGCAUGCUCAACAAUAAUGGAUUCCAAAAAGACUGAUGAGAUGCUUUAGCUUUAA